AAUAUUAGCGAAAAAAAUUCGUAGGGUUGGCAUCGCUGCGUGUUGCGGCUGUCAUUUUUCGUUGUCAGUGAAAGAAGGUUGGCAUUCGACGGAAUACGGAAGGCUUUGUCACGGUUACUUGAAAUACGUACUAGUUUUUGUCCAGAAAAUAGAAACAAAUCAACAAAAUGGAGAUUGAUGAGGAAGAGUUCGAGCAGCCAACCUCCAGCAGCAGUCGCGGAGAGCGGAAACGAUUCGAAGUGAAAAAAUGGAAUGCCGUCGCUUUGUGGGCCUGGGAUAUUGUGGUAGAUAAUUGCGCUAUUUGUCGUAAUCACAUCAUGGACUUGUGCAUCGAGUGCCAGGCCAAUCAAGCCUCGGCAACCAGCGAGGAGUGCACCGUCGCCUGGGGUGUAUGCAAUCAUGCAUUCCACUUUCACUGUAUUUCGAGGUGGCUGAAAACCCGACAGGUAUGUCCUUUGGAUAAUAGAGAAUGGGAGUUCCAGAAGUAUGGGCAUUAGAUUCCGCUGUAUGAAAAUUAUAUUACUUCACCCGCGAAAGGUUCUCAGUUCGGAGUUGGACAAUACAUAAGCUGGCAGUAUAUUUUGUUGCUGAAAACCCCCAUCUGUGAGACAAAUGACUCAUUUUAACAGAAUAUAUUCAUCAAUUCAUUGAAACGUGUGUUGCUGCCUUAUUUCGAACGAUAGGCUCUUUACAAAAUUCUGAUUUCCUAAAUCCCAAUAAAAUUAGAAACGUAUUAAA
Molecule: messenger RNA, 738 nt
Organism: Malaya genurostris
Lineage: Eukaryota; Metazoa; Arthropoda; Insecta; Diptera; Culicidae
Gene: Roc1a
Product: RING-box protein 1A
Exons: 5
Coding region: 168-497 (109 amino acids)
Biological process (GO): protein ubiquitination; ubiquitin-dependent protein catabolic process
Cellular component (GO): nucleus; cullin-RING ubiquitin ligase complex
Molecular function (GO): zinc ion binding; cullin family protein binding; ubiquitin protein ligase activity
Source: RefSeq, a predicted model, not a curated record